AUGAGACUCAUCAUCCCAGAAGAUGUAGAGAUCAGUGAAGUGGAAGACACACUGGAAACUAUCAAGUCUUUAGGACGGGAGACUGUGAAAGAGGAGAGUGUUCCUAUUGAAGUUGUCUCUAUUGAUGGUGGAGAGGCAUGGCCUGUUAUCAUCAUGGGAGAGGCACAGGCAGCUGCUGAAGAGUUUAAGAGUAAACUAAAAGGGUUGCUGCAGGCUGAAGGGAAAACAAUGGAGGACCUCAAAUCAUUGUUUCCCAGUGCAUCCCCGCCCACUAGCUCCACUGAAUCCAUCCUUCACACUGUCGGAGAUUUGUUGGACAAGACAACAAAACCAACUGAUGGUGGGAGUUAUGGUCAAUUACACAUGUUCUCAGGAGCCCUACCAACACCGCCAGGUGAAGAACCAUUUGACCAUUGGCUAGAGCAAGCAUGGCUUAUGGUGGAGGAGACUGAAUGCUCUGACAGGGAAAAGAGACGUAGACUUAUUGAAAGUUUAAAGGGGCCCACACUAGAAAUUGUGAAAGCAGUGCGGCACACCAAUCCUGACACCAGCCCAAACGAGUGCUUGGAAGCCCUUGAAAGUGCUUUUGGAAGUGCUGAGUCUGGUGAUGAUCUCUACUUUGCUUUUCGAUUGAUGCAACAGCAAAAAGGAGAGAAACUAUCAGAUUUCCUCAGACACCUAGAGUGGUCUCUAACUAAGGUGAUUCAACAAGGUGGCCUCCCUGCUAGCUACAUGGAUUGA
Messenger RNA from Neoarius graeffei (lesser salmon catfish), 741 nucleotides. RefSeq names its product paraneoplastic antigen Ma1 homolog. The record is from RefSeq and is a predicted model, not a curated record. The coding region runs from base 1 to 741 and encodes 246 amino acids. The transcript is spliced from 2 exons. Lineage: Eukaryota; Metazoa; Chordata; Actinopteri; Siluriformes; Ariidae.